Molecule: messenger RNA, 1216 nt
Organism: Elgaria multicarinata webbii
Lineage: Eukaryota; Metazoa; Chordata; Lepidosauria; Squamata; Anguidae
Gene: SAPCD1
Product: suppressor APC domain containing 1
Exons: 6
Coding region: 1-1053 (350 amino acids)
Source: RefSeq, a predicted model, not a curated record
AUGAACUCUGGGGGGCUGGCAGCCCCAUCCCUUCCCCCCACCCCAGAAGACCCUCCUCCGAUUCGGAGCACCCGCCUGCCACGCCCCUUUCUCCGGAGUCUCCGGACACUCUUUGAAAUUCUGGAUGACCAGCGGAGCGGGACCAUCCACGUUUCGGAGAUCGAGAGUCGUUGGGGCCGGGGAGGCUCCGGAGUGACCGGCCAGGGUGACAGAGAAAGAUGUCAGCUUCCAGCUGGGGUUCUCCAGGCCUUACAGCAGGUGGCCGAACCUUGUGGGGGCUAUUUGAGUUUCCCCCGCCUGGUGGCUGGUUUGAGAAUUGCCCUCCUCCGGGCUGAAGAAGAAGAAGAAGCAGAAGCAGAGAAGACAAGAGAGGGUGCGGGAACCAGCCAAGCCGAGGGUGGACAGAGCUCAUCACAAUCAAUGAAGAACCUGAGCCGGAUACGCGAAUCGGAUGGGAAAGGAGUCACUCGAUCCCGUAGCAUCAACAGCUCCCUGUGCCAAGCUGGGCGACGCAGGAGCAUCCGAAUCCCAAAGGAGCCGCGCAGGCACACCAUUUCCAAUGCCAUGGAAUACGACAUGCUGAAGCGGAUGCAGGAAUUGGAGCGGCAACGGGACGCCUUGCUGCAAGGGUUGGAAAUGGUCGACCGGGUGCGCGAUUGGUUUCAGCGCCACCUGCUGGAAGCCCAGAGGCGCCAGAAGCGCAUGGGAGCAGAGGCAAGCUAUUUCCCAGAUCCUUAUGCCAACCAGAGCUGCCUGCUGCUGGCCAAGAUCCAGGAAGUGAAUCUGUGCUUGAAAAAUCUGCUCACCUCUCCCGGAAAGUCUGAAGUUCCACCGGGUGGUUUUGGGGUCCCUGUUUAUUCAUCAGGAAAGAAGGAGUUUCAACAGCAAGCAGUCACUGUCCUCAAAGAACAGAACCACCUGCUGAUCAAGGAAGUGUCUGAAAAAAGCGACCGCAUUGCCCAGCUGGAGCAAGAGAAAGCAGCUCUUUCCAAGCAACUUAAAGAGAGCCGGGGUUACCGACUGCCCAGCCAUAAGGAGUCCACCUUUAUCUGACCGUCAAGGUUCGGUUGACGAUGAACAUGGUGACAUCACUUUCUUCUCUAUCCACAAUGCCUGUGACAUCGCUUCCUUCUCUGAGCCCAAGACAAAUGACCAUCUUUCUGGUCAGGGAGGUUACUGUUGUCUUCUCUUUUAUGCCAUUACAUCUGCCUCUGGC